Messenger RNA from Procambarus clarkii (red swamp crayfish), 1296 nucleotides. NCBI's taxonomy places the organism in Eukaryota, Metazoa, Arthropoda, Malacostraca, Decapoda, Cambaridae. The record is from RefSeq and is a predicted model, not a curated record.
AGUAUGCAGACGGUGAUGACCAACCUGACUGACCUGGUCUCUACUCAUCUGACUCUUGAUGACAAGUAUACGCAAGGUGUGAAGGAGAGGGAGAACGCCACCCGCCGCCUCCUGGACACUCUGGACCAGCUGGAGUGUGUCAACAAGGCUCACCAAGCUGACAACCUCAAGCUGAAGGAGGAAAACACUCGCCUAAAUACAGCGAAUCAUUUGCUUAAGGAGGACAACAGGAAGACUAAGAACGAAGGGCGCCUUGCUCAGGAGGAGAUUGUCUUAUUAAAGUCCCAGAUCCGUCAAGUGGAGGAGGACUCGAGGCUGGUCAAGGAGGAGAUCCGUCAAGUGGAGGAGGACUCCAGGCUGGUCAAGGAGGAUGACAUGAAGACUAAGAACGAAGUGCGCCUUGCUCAGGAGGAAAAUAUUCAAUUAAAGUCCCAGAUCCGUCAAGUGGAGGAGGACUCCAGGCUGGUCAAGGAGGAAAUCCGUCAAAUGGAGGAGGACUCGAGACUGGUCAAGGAGGAUAACAUGAAGAUUAAGAACGAAGUGCGCCUUGCACAGGAAGAAAACAUUCAAUUAAAGUCACAGAUACGUCUAGUGGAGGAGGACUUGAGGUUGCUCAAGAAAGAAACCCGGAAGACUAUGAACGAUGUUCGCUUAUCAGAGGAGGCGAAUCGCCGUCUAAUGGCUGACAUCCGUCAAGUAGAGGAGGACUCGAGGCUGGUCAAGGAGGAGAUCCGUCAAGUGGAGGAGGACUCCAGGCUGGUCAAAGAGGGCAACAUGAAGACUAUGAACGAAGUGCGCCUUGCUCAGGAGGAAAAUAUUCAAUUAAAGUCUCAGAUCCGACAAGUGGAGGAGGACUCGAGGCUGGUCAAGACGAGGAACCGGCAGCUGGAGCUUGCAGAGACUCAAGCCCAGGAGAGAGUCAAGACGGCGUUGACGAGGAUCGCUGAGCUAGAGCGAGAGACACAACAGCUGCAAGAGAUGAAUAAUAACAUAGGAGGAGAGAAAAGACUUGUUGAAGAGCAACUCUCCGUCAUUGAAGAAGAGGCCAGAAAGUUACGGGAAGGAAACACGGCUCUACAGAGUGAUAAAAACAGACAGGCACAGCAACUCAGAAGUAUUCAAGAGGAAAAGAAUAAAUUAACACAACAGAGUCGCUUGAUGGAAGAGGAACACGAGAAGUGCAAGAGGAAUGUCAGUGAGCUGUCCACAAGGGUGACAAUGGCCAGGGACUGUGCUGAACUGUACUGCCGGGGAGCGAGGCUGGACGGUGUCUACUUCAUCAAACCUGACAGGUAA